AUGACAGGCGCCGCCGAUGCUGUUCACACAGAGGGAGUGGCUACUGAUGGGAGCUUGGGGUCACCUGCUGUAGAUGAGGGAUUCCCCAGUGGGCCACGCGACCCAUCGGUUUUGACCGGUUUUGCUGAGCAUGUCACACACAACAUCUGGAGUGGACAGUUGGUCUCCCAUGGUAGAAAAGUAGAUAAAAUUGGGAGACCAGCGCCUGAGAUCGAAGGCAUGACUGCUGCCACCGGAUUGAGUCCACUGAUCAGGUGUUCUGUUAUCACCACUGAUCCUGGACUCAUAUCCGCCUUCAUCGAGAGGUGGCAUUGCGAGACUAGCACGUUCCACCUGCCAGUAGGCGAGUUGACGAUCACGCUGGAUGACGUGGCGUCACUCCUACACGUUCCCAUCACUAGCGCGCUGCAUAAGUUUGAGUCGCUGGUUACUUCAGACGCAAUUGGUCUACUGACGAAGCUUCUUGAGGUCAGUCAUAAGGAGGCUACAGCUGAGACCUAA
Messenger RNA from Glycine soja, 501 nucleotides. RefSeq names its product protein MAIN-LIKE 1-like. Gene Ontology annotation, biological process: meristem maintenance; meristem development. The record is from RefSeq and is a predicted model, not a curated record. The transcript has 2 exons. The coding region runs from base 1 to 501 and encodes 166 amino acids. Lineage: Eukaryota; Viridiplantae; Streptophyta; Magnoliopsida; Fabales; Fabaceae.